Melopsittacus undulatus (budgerigar) is the source of this 2643-nucleotide messenger RNA. Its product is annotated as kinesin-like protein KIF20A. Lineage: Eukaryota; Metazoa; Chordata; Aves; Psittaciformes; Psittaculidae. Gene Ontology annotation, biological process: microtubule-based movement. Gene Ontology annotation, cellular component: kinesin complex; microtubule; nucleus. The record is from RefSeq and is a predicted model, not a curated record. Bases 1 to 2502 code for a protein of 833 amino acids. The transcript is spliced from 18 exons. Gene Ontology annotation, molecular function: ATP binding; microtubule binding; microtubule motor activity.
AUGGAUGUUGAAGGGAAAAGCUGUAUUUCUGCAGAAGCACGUGAUACAAUGGAAUCAGUUUCUUUCCUCAGUGUAUCGGGUAAUCCUUCACCUAUGGAGUCAACUGUAUUGCCUAAUGCAGAGGAACAGCAGGCAUAUCAGCCUUUGAAAGUCUUCUUGAGAGUGAGGCCCUUUUCUGUAGCGGAGCUUGAAAACCAAGAACCUCAGUGUUGUGUAACUAUUGAAGAUCACCAGACAGUAAUUCUUAAUGCACCCAAAGAAUCUUCUGCAGUGAAGAACAGUGAAAAAGGAAUUGGUCGUUCUGUGCGCAAGUUCACGUUUUCUCAGGUCUUUGGACCAGAAACUACUCAGAGUGAAUUUUUCAAAGGUUCAAUGAAAGAGAUAGUAAGGGCAUAUGUUAAUGGAGUGAAUGGACUGGUGUUUACUUAUGGGGUUACAAACGCAGGCAAGACAUUCACUAUCCAAGGGACUUCAAAGGAUUUUGGUAUUUUACCUCGCUCACUUGAUGUGGUUUUUAACCACAUCAGGGGAAGACAUUAUCUGAAGAUGAACUUCAAGCCAUAUUUGAGUAAUGAUGUUAAGAAACUAGAAGAUGCACAAGUUAAGCAAGAAGAAGCCAUUAAAAUGGCUGUUCUCGCAUCACUGAAAGAGGAGACAGAAAGCAGCUCAAAUACUAUAACAAAUACGUGUGAUGUGGAGUCGAGUUCCUCCAGCUGUACCUCAGAAAGUCUUCCUUCUGAUUCACUAGCAGAGAAGAAAUUUGUACCACUUGAUACAUACAGGACUAAUACACACCAAAAGACACAAGCAUCUGUGUGGAUUUCCUUCUGUGAAAUUUAUAAUGAAUAUGUGUAUGACCUAUUAAAUGUAUUAUCUACAUCAAAAACUCAGAAGCGCAGAGUCUUAAGAAUUUGUGAGGAUCAAGGAGGAAAUUCUUAUAUUAAAGACUUAAAGUGGAUUAACAUUCAGAGCACUGAAGAAGCCUGCAAAAUACUAAAAAUAGGAAACAAGAACCGAAGCUUUGCUUGUACUAGAAUGAAUGAGCAAUCAAGUAGGAGUCACAGUAUAUUUUCAAUCAGGCUACUAAAGCUAACUGAUGAGCAUCAGCCGCGUGUUCUUGGAGUUUCAGAGCUGUCUUUCUGUGACUUGGCUGGGUCAGAGAGGUGUAAUAAAACACAAGCCUUUGGAGAUAGACUCAAAGAAGCAGGAAAUAUUAAUAAUUCUCUUCAUAUCCUUGGAAAAUGCAUUGCAGCAUUGAAGCAGAAUCAAAAUCCAAAGAUGAAGCCAAGCUAUAUUCCAUUCAGAGAGAGCAAGUUGACUCGUCUGUUUCAGCCAUUCUUCUGCGGAAAAGGCACAGCUUGUAUGAUUGUAAACAUUAAUCAGCAUGCCUCCACAUAUGAUGAAACACUACAUGUAAUGAAAUUUGCAGCUAUAGCCAAACAGGUAAUCCAGACAAUCCUACCAAAAAGUUUAGAUGGUUUUUCACCCAAGCUUGUUGGAGGUUGUGGCAAACCUAUCAUGCAGUUUGAUGCUGGUACAUCUGUAGAUGACUUUCCUGACAGUACUGAAACCUAUGCAGAAGAGGAAGUGGACAUCACCAUUCUGAGUCAUGAAGAUCUCUUGAGAACUACAGAGGACCUAAAGGAGAAGCUAGUUGCAGAAAGGCAAAGUAAACUCCUACUGGAGGUGAAGAUACGUAGAGAGAUGGCAGAAGCAAUGUUCCGGCAGCUGAUGGAAACAGAGGAAGCUUGGAGCAACCGUUUGGAAGAUCUGAAAGACAGUUAUGAAGAAAAACUGGAGAGCAAAUUUGAAAUGUAUAAAGAGGCCAUCAAGAAACAUGCAUAUAUGUGUGCAAUGGAACAAAUUGAAGACCAGUAUGUUCCCAUAGAAGAAUUUCUAGCUGAACAAGAGAAAGUUGAGGACAGAGAGAAUAAAAUACUCCAAUUGGAAAAGCAACUUGAUGAACAGUCAGGAAGGCUGUUGGCUCUGGGAAGUCCAAAUUCAGAUAUACCAACUACUGAAAAUAACAUGGAACUAGAACUUCUCACCAAGAUGAUGAAGAGAGCCAAUGAGGGACUGCAGAAACAAUGCCAAGAGAAAGAAGAGCUUAUAAAAUCUCUGAAGUUAAAAAUACAGAAAUUAAAUGAAACUCUGCUGGAAGCUAAUGCAGGCUACAGAAAAAUGGCAGAAGAGAACAGUCAACUGAAGCAUACAAUCAUGCUCAAGGAUCAAGAAAUGAGUAGUCUUCAGAACUGGGCUAAACGUGUUCUUGAGCUGGAAGAAACAGUGUCUUCCCUGCAAAAAGAACUUGACGAACGGAAAAAGCAUUUCUCUAAGGAGGAGCCAAAACAGCAAAAGCCCAGGAAAGGUUUGUUGGCUAACCUGAAAUCCACAGUAGCAGCCACUGCUAUUACACCUCUUGGUAAAGGCUGGGGGAAGCAUGAAGGUGUCUCAUCCUCUUCAGGAAAACAAGUACUGUUGGCUCAUAAAGCAAAGGACUAAUAUUUGAUUAAUCAAAGUGUGCAGUUACUGGGCUUCUUAAACUGUUGGUAGCUUUUUCUCACAUGUGGACGCCAUCUUCACUGUUGUGUUAACUGAUGGAAAAACAUUAAUACAGAACUCUUUCAAUUGAAUCAGUGUUGA